AUGACCAGGCUGACAACGCUGAAACCUCCAAUGAACAAAACUCCCAAUCCUCUGAAAUUAUUCUUCCUGUUAAACAAACAACAAUGGUUAUUCUUUCUCGUCGGAUUCGCUGGCUGGACUUGGGACGCCUUUGAUUUCUUCACGGUCCCUUUGACAGUCACGGAGAUUGCCCAAUCGUUCAACAAGAGUAAUGCAGACAUUACUUGGGGUAUCACUCUUGUUCUCAUGUUCAGGUCUAUUGGAGCGGCCAUCUUUGGAACAUACGUCCAAUUCCUAGUAGUCAGAGCAUUAUAUGGAAUUGCUAUGGGUGGCUUAUACGGAAACGCCGCUGCGACCGCUCUGGAAGACUGUCCCCCUGCCGCACGCGGUCUCUUUUCCGGCAUACUCCAGCAAGGCUAUGCCUUUGGAUACCUUCUCGAGACUGCUUUUUCAAGAGCUUUGGUUAAUACAACUCCUCACGGCUGGAGGCCACUGUACUGGUUUGGGGCGGGCCCUCCUGUCCUCAUCAUUAUUCUGAGAUCAUGUCUCCCUGAGACAGAGACCUUUCUGGAACGUAAAAGAAUUCGACAGCAGGAGCCUUCUGCUGCACAAACAUUCAUGAAGGAAGGGAAAAUAGCUGUGAAGCGACACUGGGUACUCUUGAUCUACCUUGUAUUGCUUAUGGCAGGGCUCAACUUUUUAGCUCAUGGGACGCAAGAUCUAUAUCCGACAUUGUUGAAGAACCAAUACAAUUUCUCGGCUACCACGGUAACUAUCGUGCAAGUCGUCUCCAACUUUGGAGCCAUUAUCGGAGGUACAAUCAUUGGAUACUGCUCCCAAAUAUUUGGACGAAGACUUAGUAUGCUCUGCAUGUUCGUGUUAGGAGCUGCGUUAUUAUAUCCGUACACAUUUAUCCAUACGAAGGCUGUCAUUGCAGCGGCAUUUUUCCAGCAAUUCGCCAUUCAGGGUGCCUGUGGCGUCGUGCCAAUUCAUUUAAUGGAGCUUUCGCCCGCAGCUCUUCGAACCUUCGUCGUGGGUACCUCGUAUCAGUUGGGCAACCUUGUCUCGUCUGCUUCAUUAACUAUCGAAGCUACUAUUGGACAAAGAUUUCCUCUGGGUAAGGCUGCAAGCUUGAAUAGCGGUAUGACCAAUCAGUAUGAUUAUGGUAAAGUGAUUUGCAUAUUUGCUGCAUGUGCAUACGCAUUUCUAUUUAUUAUCGUAAUUAUCGGGCCAGAGAAAUUGGGCAUUGACCUUUCUUUUCAACAAAAUGCAAAUAUAACAGAGGCUAAUCAUGGGAAUAUGCAAGAAACAAAUGGCGCAGAGAAUAACGCUGACUUGGAUAAACAGCGUGGGGAACAUAUUGAGUUCUCAAAUACCUAA
Molecule: messenger RNA, 1359 nt
Organism: Trichoderma harzianum CBS 226.95
Lineage: Eukaryota; Fungi; Ascomycota; Sordariomycetes; Hypocreales; Hypocreaceae
Exons: 3
Coding region: 1-1359 (452 amino acids)
Biological process (GO): plasma membrane lactate transport
Cellular component (GO): plasma membrane
Molecular function (GO): secondary active monocarboxylate transmembrane transporter activity
Source: RefSeq, a predicted model, not a curated record